Camellia sinensis is the source of this 3410-nucleotide messenger RNA. RefSeq names its product ARM repeat superfamily protein. Gene Ontology annotation, molecular function: ubiquitin-protein transferase activity; protein binding. Lineage: Eukaryota; Viridiplantae; Streptophyta; Magnoliopsida; Ericales; Theaceae. Gene Ontology annotation, biological process: protein ubiquitination. The record is from RefSeq and is a predicted model, not a curated record.
CGCUUCCCUAAUCAUGAUUUUGACUCCUCAUUAAAAUUUUCAUUUGCCAUUAAUCAAUGUUCUGUUCUGGGUCAUUAAAUACUAAAUUAAUAAUUUAAUUAUUAUCACCAAAAAACAGGCAUAUUGAGGUCCCACAAUUUCAACCCUCUUUCUUUUUGUUUCCCUAAUUCUAUACCCAGUAAUUGCUCCUCUCUCCCCCUCUACAAUGGACCACUUUUAAGCAGAAUUCACAAGAAAAAUGUUGAGGAAAAAGGGUAUCAGUGGUUCUUAAAGAUUAAUCAUUGCCAUGAUUUUUUCAUGUUAAAAGGCUUUUCUUGCUUUGUGGGUUUGUGGGUUUCAUCAAUAUCUAUUCAUGAAUUCAACUUCCAGCCCAUGCCACAACAACCCAGGAGAUGGAAGUAGUGAGGGUUUCUUUUCGAAUUCUGCUUUGAAGAGCUUUUGUGGGUUUUGCAUGAAUUUGAGCAACCAUUUGAAUGGAGUGGGUUCAAUUAUCUUGGAACAUGUUUGGACUUUCUUAUUUUGAGCAAUUAAAAGCAGAAAUCGUUUCAAUAAUGGUAAAUUCAGUGUCAAAUUUUUUGUCAGGCUUGUAGUUGAGCUAAUUGGGUUAUGAAACAGGUCAGAUGGAUACAAAAUCUGUAAGAUAUGUUGUUAACAGCAUUUCUCGAUUCAUUCAUCUAGUUUCUUGCCAAACAAUAAAGGCUAUGCCUACUCAAAAGAGUUACAAAAAUGUAGCCAACUUGUUGAAGCUUUUGAAGCCGGUGCUCGAUGAUGUUGUUGAUUAUACAAUACCUUCAGAUGAAGUCCUAUGUAAAGAGUGUGAAGAACUGGAUAUAGCUGUUAAUGAGGCUAGGGAGUUCAUGGAGAGUUGGUCUUUGAAGAUGAGCAAAAUUUACAGUGUUCUGCAGAGUGAGCCUUUGGUGAUGAAAAUACAAAGCUCUUCACUUGAGAUUUGCCACAUUUUAUGUAGAUUGUUACAAUCAUUUCCCUCUACUUCAACUUUUACUGGUGUUCAGCACUGCAUGCAGGAACUUCAAUGUUUAAAAUUCGAAAGAAUAUCAGAAUGCAUAGAAGAGGCUCUUAAAAGUCAGAGAAAAGGAAUGGUUCCUCCCUCCGAACAUUUAAUAAGAAUUGUUGAGUCUCUAAGUCUGACAUCAAACCAGGAUUUUCUGAGAGAGAGCAUUGCCUUGGAAAAGGAGAGAAUGAUGGCCCAAGUUAAUGGAGUGAAAGGGGAAAUAGAUCAAAUCAACAUCAUUGGCCUUAUGUCUCACAUUCGUGAUUGCAUGGUUAAACUUGAGAGCUUUAAAGCCAUGAAUGGUGUCCCUAUCCCUUCAUACUUCCGCUGCCCUUUGUCAUUAGAACUUAUGUCGGAUCCAGUGAUUGUGGCUUCUGGCCAAACCUACGAUCGGACUUCGAUCCACAAAUGGCUGGAUAAUGGGUUGUCUAUAUGCCCAGAAACCCGUCAAAAGUUCUCACACGCAAAUCUUAUUCCCAAUUAUACUGUCAAAGCUCUGAUAGCAAAUUGGUGCGAGGAAUACCAUAUAAAGUUCUCCAACACUCCUGAGUGCACUAAUACAAAUAUGCCAUUAGUAUCCCAAUCUGAAGAUACAUCUUGUCAAGAUCUCAUUCGUAUGGACAGUUUCCGUUGUUCUUCACACAGUAACGAUUCCAUAUCAAGAUCCUCCCUUGAGGUUGGAAAUGGGUUUCAGAAGCUGAAGAAUGAUGCCUCUUUUAGAUUUAGUGAGGAAGAAUCGAAUGGAUGCCGGAGCAGGGAGACUGAAAACUUUGACCAUUCAUCCCCUGAGCAAUCAUAUGUCCACAGCAGGAGUGAAUCAGCCUCUAGUGCUGUUUCUAGCAUCGAGUAUCCUCCUGCAGGAUCAACUGAUGUAUCAAGGACAUCUGGUAAGCAUGAAAAUGCAAGUGAGUUGUCGGGAGAAAUUAUAUUUGAGUGCCCCACUUCUUUUCCUUUAGCUAAAAAUUCAGAAUUCUCUCCCAUUUUAUCGGAAAAACCGUAUCAUAGGUCCAAGACAAUGGCUGAAAUGGCCAGCAAUAGAAACGGUAAUAACUACCCCAGAACACUUUCCCUUUCAUCUUCUGAGUCAGUCUGUGAUGAUUUGGCCACAACUACUCAUGUUGAGAAACUGGUUGAAGGUCUAAAGAGCCAAUCACAUGCAGCGCAAACUUCUGCUGCAGCAGAAUUGCGGUUUCUUGCAAAACAUAACACGGAGAAUCGUGUCAUUGUAGGCCAUUCUGGGGCUAUUGCACCAUUGCUCUCGCUAUUGUACUCGGAAGUGAAACUAACUCAAGAGCAUUCGGUUACCGCUCCUGGAUUCAAUCUAUCAAUUAAUGAAAACAUUAAAGCCAAAAUUGCAGAAGCUGGAGCAAUAGAACCGCUAAUCCAUGUUCUGAGAACGGGAAAUGCAGGGGCCAAGGAGAACGCUGCGGCAGCUUUGUUCAGCCUCUCUGUUUUGGAAGAAUACAAGAUGAAGAUUGGCCGUUCUGGUGCAGUUAAGGCCUUGGUUGAUCUUCUUCACACGGGUUCACUCAGAGGGAAGAAAGAUGCUGCUACUUCCUUGUUUAACCUAUCAAUCUUUCAUGAGAAUAAGGCUCGUAUAGUUCAAGCUGGAGCUGUGAAGUAUCUUGUUGAACUGAUGGACCCGGCAACCGAAAUGGUUGACAAGGCCGUUGCUCUUCUUGCUAAUCUGUCUACAAUUGCAGAGGGAUGUACGGCGAUUGUGCGAGCGGGGGGUAUACCAUUCCUCGUUGAAGUUAUUGAGACAGGAUCUCAGCGGGGAAAGGAAAAUGCUGCCUCGAUACUGUUCCAACUGUGCAUUAAUAGUCCUAAGUUUUGUCGCUUGGUUCUGCAAGAAGGAGCUGUUCCACCUCUUGUCGCAUUGUCUCAGUCUGGCACACCAAGAGCGAAGGAGAAGGCACAACAGCUUCUCAGCCACUUCCGAAACCAGCGUGAAGGGCCCACAGGGAAAGGAAAAUAAUGAGCAGAGAUGCUAUUGAUGAAGAAAUUACUGCUCCUUUGAUAUCCUAUGACAUGUAUGUUGCUCCCUCGGUCCCUCUUGAGAUGUCCCUUUAGUAACUCUUUUGCAGAUAUUGUUUAUUUUUUAAUCUCUAUACGCAUAGUGCAUGUGAUCCUUGUGACAUGCGAAUGGAACUAGAUAGUUCAUUUGGCUAGUUUAUUCCUUGUAAGUGGUUUGGUUGUCGUUACAGUGUUCCAGUGUGGUAGAUACGUAUGUACAUAUGUUUCGACUUUUUAAAAUUUCUGUGUCAAUAGACGGCUUCAGCUUUUGGGGGUUUCAAGCACUUAACAAACAUAUAUUGCUGCUCGAUCGCUUGAUAUGUACAUAUGUAGACUUUACACCGAUUAAAUUGAAUGAACCAGAAAAGGAUUGUAUAAUUAA